This is a messenger RNA of Penicillium brevicompactum, 1836 nucleotides long. RefSeq lists its product as uncharacterized. Bases 1 to 1836 code for a protein of 611 amino acids. NCBI's taxonomy places the organism in Eukaryota, Fungi, Ascomycota, Eurotiomycetes, Eurotiales, Aspergillaceae. The transcript has 4 exons. Gene Ontology annotation, molecular function: transmembrane transporter activity. The record is from RefSeq and is a predicted model, not a curated record. Gene Ontology annotation, biological process: transmembrane transport.
AUGUCGUUCCGUCCCUUGAUUCGAAGGGCCGUGGCCGUCUUCCGUCGAUCCUCGGCCGACAGGAGAGAAGAAGCGUCGGCUUCUUCGGUCGACACCGGGGUUGACGUCGACAGGAGUGCCGUCCAUAACACUAAGACUGACGGGGAGAGAAUCUCUCAUCCGGAAGAGGCACUGCCAAACAACGGAGCCGAGUUGCCCGGUGUUCCUUACAAUGAACUGCAACAUGGUGUCCAGGAGGCCGAGGCCGUCGCUGCUAGCUGGUCUAAAGCGUCGCUUAUCUUCGUCUUCAUCAACAUUUGGUUCCUUUACUUCGUAUACGCCUGGGUGUCAGCAGUGAACGGUAGUUUGAGCACCUAUGUCGCCAGUUCCUUCCAACAACACUCUCUUUCCGGUGUGCCGACGGCUGUCGCCGAUGCCUUUUCAGCUGCGGUGUUCCUUCCCGUUGCGAAGAUGAUGGACACCUGGGGCCGUGCCGAAGGUUUCCUCCUGAUGUCUAUCUGUGCUACUAUCGGUCUCGUUCUUAUGGCCAGCUGUGACAGCUUCGGUAUCUACUGUGCUGCUAAUGUGUUCUACUACUUUGGCUUCAGUGGCAUGGAGUUUGCCGUGGAUGUCAUCACUGCCGAUGUCUCCCAAUUGAAGAACCGAGCCCUUGCAUACGCUUUCACCUCUUCUCCAUACAUUAUCACUGCCUUUGCUGGUCCAAAGGUGGCUGAUCAAUUCCAGGCUCACACCGGUUGGCGUUGGGCUUACGGUACCUUUGCCAUCAUCUUCCCUAUCGUCGCUGCGCCUUUGUUCUUUGUCUUGAAGUUCAACCUGGCCAAGGCUAAGAAGGGUAAUGCUGUGGUCAUUAAAGAGAACAGUGGCCGGAAUUUCUUACAGAGUAUUUGGUUCUGGACAAUCGAGUUUGACUUGAUCGGUGUGUUCAUCUUCACUGCUGGUCUUCUGCUCUUCGAGAUCCCAUUCGACAUUGCUAGCGAGGCACCAAAUGGCUGGGGUACUGACUAUAUCAUCGCUAUGAUCGUUGUUGGGUUCUCCAUGCUUUUCUUCUUCGCCCUCUUCGAGCGUUAUGUAGCCCCGAGCCCUCUGCUUCCCUACCAGUUCCUUACCAACCGUACCGUGGUUGGUGCCUGCCUCUUGGACGCAACUUAUCAGUUGUCCAACUACUGCUGGAACAACUACUUCCAGAACUUCCUCCAGGUUGUCAAUGACCUGAGCAUCGCUGACUCUGGAUACAUCGUGAACACCUUCGAUGUAGUGUCCGGUGUACUGCUAUUCAUGGUGGGAGCUGCCAUCCGCAAGACUGGUCGCUUCAAGUGGCUUCUAUACAUUUCCGUCCCUCUGUACCUUCUGGGCCAGGGUUUGAUGCUCUACUUCCGUCGCCCCGACCAGAAGGUUGGUUACCAGGUCAUGUGUCAGAUCUUCUUGUCUGUCGGUGGAUCGAUCUUCAUUAUCGUGGAACAACUUGCGAUUCUUUCCGCCGUCGACCACCAGCACGUUGCCACGGCACUCGCUUUGCUCAAUGUCGUUGGAACAAUUGGUGAUUCUGCGGGUCUCACCAUCUGCACAGCGAUCUGGAGCAACACUUACAAAAAGGCUCUCAUCAGAUACCUGCCGGAUCUUUCCAAUCUGGAUGAUAUUUACGAAGAUCUGGACACCCAGCUGAGCUACGCCGUUGGUACCCCCACCAGAAUCGCCAUUCAGAACGCAUACAGUUACACUCAGAUUAGAUUGCUGGCUGUCGGUCUGGGUAUCAUGGCUCUGGCGUUCGCAUGGACUAUCAUGAUCAAGGACAUCAACGUCAAGAAGGUCGCCCAGGUUAAGGGUGUGGUGUUCUAA